This is a messenger RNA of Prunus avium (sweet cherry), 1002 nucleotides long. RefSeq names its product LOB domain-containing protein 15. NCBI's taxonomy places the organism in Eukaryota, Viridiplantae, Streptophyta, Magnoliopsida, Rosales, Rosaceae. The record is from RefSeq and is a predicted model, not a curated record.
GCCUUAUAAGCACUGUCUUCCCCCAUUCUCAAACUUUCUUCUUUCUCCUCCUCUCCUCUCUUUGCUUCCCAACCUCAUCCAGAGUACAAUAGCAGAAUAUAUGUCCAGAGACAGGGACAUCAUAACAUUGGAUGAGAUAGGAAAGAAGAUCAGGAGGGAAAGUGAUCCAUCUGGUGAUGAUCAAAUGGGAACCAUGAGCACUGCUCGACAUAAUAAUUCCUUUGGUCUUCCUCAAGGGAUGAUGAUGAUGAACAGCACAACCUUGAACACAAUCACACCUUGUGCUGCAUGUAAGCUCUUGAGAAGAAGAUGUGCUGAAGAAUGCCCUUUCUCUCCCUACUUCUCCCCUCAUGAGCCCCAAAAGUUUUCAGCUGUCCACAAAGUCUUUGGUGCAAGCAAUGUUUCCAAGAUGCUAAUUGAGGUGGCUGAGAACCAAAGAGCUGAUGCAGCCAAUAGCCUUGUUUAUGAGGCAAACCUGAGGCUUAGAGACCCAGUGUAUGGGUGCAUGGGUGUAAUUUCAACCUUGCAGCAACAGAUUCAAUCUCUCCAACAAGAACUUAAUGCAGUAAGGACUGAAAUCUUGAGAUACCAAUAUAAAGAGGCCACUAAUCACAUGGUUUCUUCUACGAAUAUUAUGCACCGCCAUCCUUCUUUGGUUUCUACUUCUGGGAUGGUGUCCAUUGCUGGACCACCACAAGCAAUUCCAACGCCGCCGCCGCCGCCACCACGGCCCUCUUCAGUUGUGUUUUCUUCGUCUUCUUCGUCUUCGGCUUCUUCUUUGUACAAUCCGUCUACGACCACCACAGGUUAUAGCUCCAUGUCAAGCGACAAUAUUCCAUAUUUUGAUUAAAAUGCCAUUUUCUUUGUUUAAUUUCUGUUGAUUUAGGAACUAUCAUGUUUGAUAGAGUAGAAAAUUAAUUUAACUUAUCUCUACAUAUGGGCUUGAUACAGUUUCCUUUUCCUUAUGAUUGAGAAUUCACAUGAAUAUUUAUUAUAAAGAAA